Messenger RNA from Miniopterus natalensis, 777 nucleotides. Lineage: Eukaryota; Metazoa; Chordata; Mammalia; Chiroptera; Miniopteridae. The record is from RefSeq and is a predicted model, not a curated record.
AUGGCCAGUUGUGAACCGAGUUUCCCGUCUGGGAACCGGAGCCCUCAGCCUAACUCCUCGGGGGACCCCCUGGAGGUGAGAGCGGAUGAAGCAGCCCCAGGACCACCAGGCCCGAAGAGGAAGAGGGAGCGGUCAGCAGAUGCGGGGCCCGAGGAGGAGGCAGCCCCUGGGGCUCAGGACGCCUGGGCCGUGGAGACGCUGUGCGGGCUCAAGAUGAAGCUGAAGAGGCAGCGGGCGUGCCCCGUGCUGCCCGAGCACCACGCGGCCUUCGCCAGGCUGCUCGAGGAUCCUGUUGUUAAAAGAUUCCUGGCCUGGGACAAAAAUCUGAGAGUGUCUGACAAGUACCUCCUGUCCAUGGUGGUAGCUUAUUUCAGCCGCGCCGGCCUCUUCUCCUGGCAGUACCAGCGGAUUCAUUUCUUCCUGGCGCUCUACCUGGCCAACGACAUGGAGGAGGACAGCCAGGCCCCGAAGCGGGCCAUCUUCUCCUUCCUCUACGGGAGGGACCGCUCCCCGCGCGCCCUGUUCCACAGGCUGCGCUUCCAGCUCUUCCGCUCCAUGGGCUGGAGGAUGAGGGUCUCCCGGGAAGAGUGCGAGCAGAUCCAGGCUUUUGACCCAGAGCUCUGGGUGUGGGGGCGAGAUCGUGCUCUCCUUUCCCAGGCCCCGGGCCCUCAGAUUGCUGAGCCCAGGGGAGACUCGAGGAUUCAGCAGGAGGUCAAUCCAGAUGCUAAUGGCAGGAGUGAGGAAGGGAAAGAGGACCCUCCUGUGCAGAUCAUCUAG